AUGCCGAAAUCGUCGCCUCCUCUGCCGUCACCGGCUACCUGCACCUAUGCUUGUGCGCGUUGCAAACAUGAGAUUCAAGACAAAUACCUGCUGAAGAUAAAUAACUUAACGUGGCACGUCAGAUGCUUGGAGUGCUCUGUGUGUAGAACGUCUCUGCAACGUAUCUGCUACAUAAAGAACAAAGAAAUUUUCUGUAAAAUGGAUUAUCUCAGUUUGUUUGGAGAAAAGUGCGCCUGGUGCCGGUUACAGUUCAGCGCUUGUGACUGGGUCCGGAAGGCGAGGGGCAACACGUACCACCUUACGUGUUUUGCUUGUUUCUCUUGUAAAAGACAGCUCUCCACAGGGGAGGAAUUUGGCUUGGUUGAAAAUCGGGUUCUGUGUCGCAUUCACUAUGACUCUAUGGUGGAGAGUCUGAGAAAAGCUGCAGAGAAUGGGAGUGAAAUCACUAUUGAAAAAGUUUUGCCCUCUACCUGUUCGUCCAAGCCCUCCAAGAGAGCACGGACCUCUUUCACAGAAGAACAGCUACAGGUGAUGCGGAGACAGUUCAGCCAGGACAACAACCCCGAUGCCCGGAUGCUGCAGAGACUGGCAAACAUAACAGGUCUGAGUAGACGUGUGAUUCAGGUUUGGUUUCAAAACUGUCGGGCAAGACACAAAAAGCACCCUCCUCAGCACAGACCCCUGACAGAGGGUGCCUCUCAGUCCCCUCUGUCAGUGCCCCCGUUUUCUGGAGAGUUCUACUUCUCUGUUUGA
This is a messenger RNA of Chanos chanos (milkfish), 753 nucleotides long. RefSeq names its product LIM homeobox 6b (gene lhx6b). Gene Ontology annotation, cellular component: nucleus. Bases 1 to 753 code for a protein of 250 amino acids. The record is from RefSeq and is a predicted model, not a curated record. Gene Ontology annotation, molecular function: DNA-binding transcription factor activity, RNA polymerase II-specific; RNA polymerase II transcription regulatory region sequence-specific DNA binding. The transcript has 6 exons. NCBI's taxonomy places the organism in Eukaryota, Metazoa, Chordata, Actinopteri, Gonorynchiformes, Chanidae. Gene Ontology annotation, biological process: regulation of transcription by RNA polymerase II; neuron differentiation; forebrain neuron development.